Molecule: messenger RNA, 852 nt
Organism: Oenanthe melanoleuca
Lineage: Eukaryota; Metazoa; Chordata; Aves; Passeriformes; Muscicapidae
Gene: AP4S1
Product: adaptor related protein complex 4 subunit sigma 1
Exons: 5
Coding region: 497-817 (106 amino acids)
Biological process (GO): vesicle-mediated transport; protein transport
Cellular component (GO): intracellular membrane-bounded organelle
Source: RefSeq, a predicted model, not a curated record
UGGCUAAUCUCUGGUCGUCUUCCUGAUACCUCGGUUGUGAUGUGUGUAAGGUAUUCCCCCCUUGAGGAAGAGUGCACUAUGUUCGCUAUUCAAAACUCUUCCACGUGAGGACGGUUUUGCAAGAAAUUACUGGUGUAUUUUAUCUGGCUCAGUUUUACAGUGAUAGCAAUGCAAUGUUUGAGGCUGUAGUUUGCAUAUGGUGCAAUUGCCUCGGUUGCAAAAUACUGCUCUGAAAUGUAAUACUUAAAAAUUAUCGUCACUAUUUCAAAUGAUCCAUAGGUUUUAAUUAAGAGACAAAUUGUGCUGAUUCAGAAGCCCUGGGUGCAGUGCACAAACCUCGUGCACCACAGCAGCAGCACUGACCAACAUCCACUGCUGUUGGUGUGACACAACAGAAGCGCGUUCCUGAAGAGGCUUCAUGUGCCUGGAGGAGAAAUACUCUUCUUGAUUUCUGCCCCCAUAAUUGAAAUCUACCACUGAAGUCAGCAGAAAAGAAAUGAUAAAGUUUUUUCUUAUGGUUAACAAACAAGGUCAAACAAGACUGUCCAGAUAUUAUGAGCAUGUAGAAAUUAAUAAACGGACAACGCUGGAAGCUGAAGUAAUCAAAAACUGUCUCUCCCGCUCAAAGGAUGAGUGCUCUUUCAUUGAGUAUAAGGACUUCAAGCUGGUGUACCGACAGUAUGCAGCCCUUUUCAUAGUUGUUGGCAUUGACCAGACAGAGAAUGAGAUGGCAGUAUAUGAACUAAUUCAUAAUUUUGUGGAAGUUUUGGACAAAUACUUCAGCAGAGUGGUGAGUGAGACACUGAAUCUGUUAUGAAAUAUUUUUUCUCUUUCAAAACUUUGGUGAAAGUG